UUCCCUCCCCUCGGAGGGGGAAGGAUGGGUGGGGAAAGCGCGAGCUCACGAAAGCGAGGCGAGGAGGAAUCCCACAAUACCAGGCGGGCUGCGAGUCCGGCGCUGCCGCUGUCUCUUUAAUGCAAGAGGAAGCGAUGCGGAGGGGUGGAAAAUGGCAGAGUUGCAGAUGUUGCUAGAGGAGGAAAUCCCUUCUGGCAAGCGGGCUCUGCUCGAGAGCUACCAGAACCUCACUCGAGUCGCCGACUACUGCGAAAACAAUUACAUCCAGGCUCCAGAUAAAAGGAAAGCAUUAGAAGAGACCAAAGCCUACACAACUCAAUCUCUAGCCAGUGUUGCUUACCAGAUCAAUGCACUGGCCAACAAUGUCUUACAACUGCUGGACAUCCAAGCAUCCCAGCUACGGAGGAUGGAGUCCUCCAUCAACCAUAUCUCCCAGACUGUGGACAUCCAUAAAGAAAAGGUCGCUCGCAGAGAGAUAGGCAUUUUGACGACCAAUAAGAACACAUCGAGAACUCACAAAAUUAUAGCACCAGCGAACAUGGAACGUCCCGUAAGGUAUAUUCGAAAACCUAUAGACUACACAGUGCUGGAUGAUGUUGGCCAUGGCGUAAAGUGGCUAAAAGCCAAGCAUGGAAAUAACCAGCCUGCAAGAACUGGCACCUUGUCAAGAACAAAUCCGCCUACACAAAAACCACCAAGUCCUCCCAUGUCAGGCCGGGGAACUCUGGGACGAAAUACUCCUUACAAAACCCUGGAGCCAGUCAAACCGCCAACAGUCCCCAAUGAUUAUAUGACCAGUCCUGCUAGACUGGGCAGUCAGCACAGUCCAGGAAGGACGGCUUCCUUGAACCAGAGACCAAGAACACACAGCGGUAGUAGUGGAGGAAGUGGCAGUCGGGAGAAUAGUGGAAGCAGCAGUAUUGGCAUUCCCAUUGCUGUGCCUACACCUUCACCGCCAACCAUUGGACCAGCAUACAUUUCUGUUCCUCCUCCUCCUGGAGCCCCGCCAGCACCACCACUGCCACCACCUCUCCCGAUGGGCAGUCUGAUAGCUGCUCCGGGUUCAGCUCCUGGUUCCCAGUAUGGCACAAUGACCAGGCAAAUCUCGCGACACAACUCUACCACUUCUUCAACAUCUUCUGGUGGAUACAGACGGAAUCCUUCUGUGACUGCCCCAUUUUCUGCUCAACCUCAUGUUAAUGGCGGGCCUCUCUAUUCUCAAAAUUCAAUUUCUAUUGCUCCACCCCCUCCCCCUAUGCCCCAGUUGACUCCACAGAUACCUCUCACAGGCUUCGUGGCCAGGGUGCAGGAAAACAUUGCUGAUAGCCCGACUCCUCCCCCACCACCGCCUCCUGAUGAGAUGCCGAUGUUUGAUGACUCUCCUCCUCCUCCACCUCCACCCCCUGUGGAUUAUGAGGAUGAGGAGGCUGCAGUUGUGCAGUACAGCGAUCCCUACGCAGAUGGAGAUCCUGCUUGGGCACCUAAAAAUUAUAUAGAGAAAGUUGUUGCUAUAUAUGACUAUACAAAGGACAAAGAUGAUGAGCUGUCGUUUAUGGAGGGUGCAAUCAUUUACGUGAUCAAGAAGAAUGAUGAUGGCUGGUAUGAAGGAGUUUGCAAUCGAGUAACUGGCUUGUUUCCUGGGAAUUAUGUUGAAUCAAUCAUGCACUAUGCCGAUUAAAAUCCUUUGCUUUUCAAAGCUGGGUCUUGUAUUCAGUCAUGCCAUGGUUAUUUACAAGGGGUAAUUAAAAGCUAACAGAAUUGUCUUAAUAUACUUUCAAGAAAAAUGUGCCCGUUUCUUCUGUUUUAAUGGUAUGAUUGAAUGUCCACCUCUCUAAGUCUCUGGAGACGGUAUGUCUUACCUGAUGGCAAUUUGUAAAACAAGCAGCUGUCUAUAACUGGUUAUACUUAUUUACUUAUGCAUUGUUAAUUUUAUGACCAGCCUAAAUAUUCUGGGGAAGUAGGGUAUAAUAUUUAAUGAACCAUGAUCAGAUUGUGCCAUUACAUUUUUCAGUACAGCAUGGUAACUAACACUACGUUAGACUAACAUAUUAAAAUCUGGUUGAGAAGUUUAAUGUUAGUGCUGGUCAUAUUACUUUUUGUUUAGACUCUUUGCUCAUUCUUGAACUCUAUUUGUUUAAAGCAUGCAUACAAACUUAUGUAUUGAAAUAUACUUUUUUAAAAAUCCAAGAUGCUUCCAAUUGUUGUAAUCUUUACCUGGAGUAUUCUCAUUGAAGUCUAUUACAAUGAGUUGUUUGGGUCUAAGGUGUCCAUGUGAAUCAAAAAAUGGGUGGUCUUAUGUAUGUGUAAUUUGUACCCAAUUUUUUUUAAUGAGUAAAUUUACAUUAUGACUUUUUCCAUUCAUAAAUAUAUAAGUGAACCAAA
Phalacrocorax carbo (great cormorant) is the source of this 2382-nucleotide messenger RNA. Lineage: Eukaryota; Metazoa; Chordata; Aves; Suliformes; Phalacrocoracidae. The record is from RefSeq and is a predicted model, not a curated record.